GUCAAAGCUAUUUUUUUUUACAGCACCGUCUGUUUUUCUAAGUUUUGUCCUCCGUGGUUCUUCGCGGCCUUGUAAAAAUGUCCCAGGUGUUCAUCUCUGGACCUUGGGACGCUUCCUGAAUGGAAAAAGAUCAUUCAUCAUAUCGGGGAGUAGACGGGCAGCGAGCUCGUAUUACAGCGUAGUAGACCGGCCUUCCUCGACAUUGUCUGGUGUUCCGUUUACAAGCUGGGACUAAAGUUUCCAGGUACAACGCUGAUGGGACUAAAGUUUCCAGGUACAACGCUGAUGGGACUAAAGUUUCCAGGUUUCCAUGGCUUAAAGCCUGUCCUCAAACGCGGUCGGUCUUCAGGGGAAGCUGCUGAGGAGCUACCACCACACGGCAGUUCUCCACAGGCUUUGGGGAAGUCAUCAUCAGAGCCAUGCCGGCUCUGACCACCGGAGUGGGCCCUGAACCAGGUCUGCACGAGCUGCUGGCAGCGUUGCCUUCAAAACUGCAGCCUUGUGUCGGCCAGCCUGAGGACAAGACUUUCCUUCAGCACAUGUUUGGGGAGAAAAGCCUGCAGUCAUUGUUCAAGAUCCACGAAAGACUGCGACAAUACGAGGAGAGCAAACCCACUCCCGUCUUGGACAGUGCGGCCAUGUUGCCGACUGAAUUGUUCAAGGAACUUCAAGGGAAAUCAGUUGGCGGAGAACUUAAAGAGCUCCUCAAGCUACUGGACACGCCUCAUUUAAAGAGUCUUCUGUCCGUCCACGACACGGUCGCACAGAAGUGCUACGACCCUGAACUACCUCCGCUGAUCUUCUACCCAGAACAAGAAGAGGACUCUGUGAAGAUCAUAAGACUGGUUAAAAACAAGGAGCCUCUGGGAGCGACGAUAAAGCAGGACAACGACACAGGAGCCAUCCUGGUGGCCCGGGUCAUGAGAGGAGGGGCGGCAGACAGAAGUGGUCUUAUUCACGUCGGCGACGAACUGAAGGAGGUCAACGGCAUCCCUGUGGAUGACAAGAAACCAGAGGAAAUUAUUCGUAUUCUGGGUCAGUCACAAGGCGCCAUCACCUUCAAGGUCGUCCCUGCGGUCCAAGACGAACUUCCGACCAAGGAGCCAAAGGUGUUCGUGAAGGCGCUCUUCGACUACGAGCCGAAAGACGACAAGGCCAUCCCGUGUAAAGAAGCCGGACUGUCUUUCCAGAAGGGUUCCAUCCUUCAGAUCAUGAGCCAAGAUGAUGCAACCUGGUGGCAAGCCAGACUUGAAGGGGACGUGAACCCCCGUGCUGGACUCAUCCCCUCCAAGCAGUUCCAGGAGAGGAGGUUUGCUUUGCGAAGCCCCGCUGCAGUGCACCCCAUCCAGAGGUCCUCCAGCCGACGAUCAUUUGGGUUCAGAAGAAGCUUCCGUCUGAGCAGGAGAGACAAGAAGACCAACAAGUCAAUGUACGAGUGCAAAAAGAGCGAGAUUUACGACACGGCGGACGUGCCCACUUACGAAGAGGUGACUUUGUACCGCAGGCAGAGCGCGGCAAAACACCGGCUGGUGAUCCUAAUUGGACCACCUGGAGUGGGCCUGAACGAGCUUAAAAGGAAACUUUUGAGUUGUGACCCUCAACACUUCAGCGUGACCGUCCCACAUACCAGUCGGCCGAAGAGGAACCAGGAGAACGACGGCGUGGAGUAUCAUUUCAUCUCCAAACAACUGUUUGAGACGGAUAUUCAGAACAAUAAGUUCAUCGAGUACGGCGAGUACAAGGGCAAUUACUACGGGACGAGUUUAGACUCCAUACGUUCGGUCCUCUCCAAGAACAGAGUGUGCCUGUUAGACGUCCAGCCUCACACGAUAAAGCACCUGCGGACGGCGGAGUUCAAACCCUUUGUGGUUUUCGUGAAGCCCCCGACGAUAGAUAGACUGAGGGAGACGAGGAAGGACGCGAAAGUCAUUUCAAGCAAGGAUGACAAGGGAGCUGCGAGGCCGUUUGCGGAGGAGGACUUUCAGGAGUUGGUGGCGACGGCACAGACAAUGGAGGCGCAGUACGGCCACCUCUUUGAGAAGGUCGUCGUAAACGACGACCUCACGGAAGCGUUCGGCGAGCUGCGUUUGGCGCUCCAGCAGGUGGAGACGGACACUCACUGGGUUCCGGUCAGCUGGACUCACUCCUGAGGUCAGAAGAACAAGGGAAUAUGCAGGGUUGUAUCAUUGGCAGGACCCAGGCUCGGCUCCGAUUCAGUCUGGACGGAUUCCAACAGCAGUUAGGAAUCCAAGCAGGUCUUUCCAGGAAGGAGCGAUCUCGAUCCUAGUCUGGGUUGCAACGUGGAAACCAAAAAUCCCAGCACCAGGAGAAGAUCCGCAAUGGCAGCCAGAAGCCUGACGGUACAUGGACACGUCUUUAAAAGAAGAAGGGAAGUCUUUUUGCUUCUUUUUUAGUAUCGUUUACGUUUCUAUGCUUUCUUUCAGCGUCAAACAUUGUCUGGCACAGCUCUUUGAGGGUUUAAUUUUAUGAAAAAAGUAAUAUAUUUUCUAAUAUCUUCUAGUUUUUUAACCUUUUUAUAUACAGUACAUAUCUUCAUUUUUGAGAGCAACUUCAUCCUGAUUGUAUUUGUACGCUAGAAUUGAGUUUGGCCAUGAUUUUUGGGGAUUGUAGCCACUUCUGACUGCUUCAUGAUUAUUGGUAGUUCAAUUUAAAAUUGUCGUUUUUUUUUUUAACUAAUUUGAUGUUGUACACAUGGGUCAAUUCGCAGUUUUCAGGUUUAUUA
Molecule: messenger RNA, 2743 nt
Organism: Nerophis lumbriciformis (worm pipefish)
Lineage: Eukaryota; Metazoa; Chordata; Actinopteri; Syngnathiformes; Syngnathidae
Source: RefSeq, a predicted model, not a curated record